This is a messenger RNA of Daldinia loculata, 186 nucleotides long. RefSeq lists its product as uncharacterized. The transcript has 2 exons. The coding region runs from base 1 to 186 and encodes 61 amino acids. The record is from RefSeq and is a predicted model, not a curated record. Lineage: Eukaryota; Fungi; Ascomycota; Sordariomycetes; Xylariales; Hypoxylaceae.
AUGCCCGCUAUCAACACUGAGCUUAUUACCCGAGAGCUGCCCCAGCUCAUCACCCGGGAAAUGAGCAAUAUGAGCAUCGUCAUGAAGAGGGAGGUUGACCAUAGAGCGGUUGAAACGUUUCUUGUGGCAUUUACCUGUAUUUUUGGCGUCGGCGGCUGGAUCCUCUGGAUGGUCAAGCAAAAGUAG